Messenger RNA from Galeopterus variegatus (Sunda flying lemur), 3087 nucleotides. RefSeq names its product tetraspanin 5 (gene TSPAN5). The record is from RefSeq and is a predicted model, not a curated record. Gene Ontology annotation, biological process: protein localization to plasma membrane; regulation of vascular endothelial growth factor signaling pathway; protein maturation. The transcript is spliced from 8 exons. The coding region runs from base 171 to 977 and encodes 268 amino acids. Gene Ontology annotation, cellular component: membrane. NCBI's taxonomy places the organism in Eukaryota, Metazoa, Chordata, Mammalia, Dermoptera, Cynocephalidae.
GGGAGCCGCUCUCCACCAGGCGGUCCCCGCGCGGCUGAGCCCGGGCCGCCCGCGCCGCGGCCCCCAGCGGCGUCCCCGAGUCCCCGCUCCCCGCCGCGCUGCUCCGAGCAACGGUGCUCCGGGGCUCCAGACUCGGGCUGCCGGGGCAAGUGUCUUCAUGAACCCAGAGGAUGUCCGGGAAGCACUACAAGGGUCCUGAAGUCAGUUGUUGCAUCAAAUACUUCAUAUUUGGCUUCAAUGUCAUUUUUUGGUUUUUAGGAAUAGCAUUUCUUGGAAUUGGACUGUGGGCAUGGAAUGAAAAAGGAGUUCUGUCCAACAUCUCUUCCAUCACUGAUCUCGGCGGCUUUGACCCAGUUUGGCUCUUCCUUGUGGUGGGAGGAGUGAUGUUCAUUUUGGGAUUUGCAGGGUGCAUUGGAGCACUACGGGAAAACACUUUCCUUCUCAAGUUUUUUUCUGUGUUCCUGGGAAUUAUUUUCUUCCUGGAGCUCACUGCUGGAGUUCUGGCAUUUGUUUUCAAAGACUGGAUCAAAGACCAGCUGUAUUUCUUUAUAAACAACAACAUCAGAGCAUACAGGGAUGACAUUGAUUUGCAAAACCUCAUAGACUUCACCCAGGAAUAUUGGCAGUGCUGUGGGGCUUUUGGAGCUGAUGAUUGGAACCUAAAUAUUUACUUCAAUUGCACAGAUUCCAAUGCAAGUCGAGAGCGAUGUGGCGUGCCGUUCUCCUGCUGCACUAAAGAUCCCGCAGAAGAUGUCAUCAACACUCAGUGUGGCUAUGAUGCCAGGCAAAAACCAGAGGUUGACCAGCAGAUUGUGAUCUACACGAAAGGCUGCGUGCCCCAGUUUGAGAAGUGGUUGCAGGACAAUUUAACCAUCGUGGCUGGUAUUUUCAUAGGCAUUGCAUUGCUGCAGAUUUUUGGGAUAUGCCUGGCCCAGAAUUUGGUUAGUGAUAUUGAAGCUGUCAGGGCUAGCUGGUAGAACCCUCAACAGCUGCUGUUAAGACACUGGACAGACCCAGCCUUCGUGACCCUCCCACGUGCUGAACUGAUAUUCACACUGCACGGACCUAAUCACGGAGGCAUCCUGCAAUCUCACCUAAUGGAGCUGCCAAGAACUUGUUCUUGGGGGGGUUAGACUGGGAAAUGCUGCUCACUGACAGAAUUUAAAAAAAAAAAAAAAAGUGGGAAAGUCAUUGCGCCGUGAAUCUCUACUGUAGCCAUGAAUUUAUGGAUGGUUGGAUGCUUACCAAAAAAGAAAAAAAGAGAGGAUGGGGGAGCAGAUGUACUUGAAUUUGUGGAAAAGUCUUGUGUUUUACUUCCAUAAUUGGAGGGCUGGGAGGGGCUGUUUUGCUCUUCACCACACCCUGGAGGGCCUGCCUUCUGUUCCAUGGCCCGAAGAAGUGCAUCUCUUCUAAAAGUCAACCUCUUCCCUGGGAGGGCAGUGGUUUUUGGCAUCCUUCCAUGUACAUUUCAAGAAACUGUUGCAACUAUCAUCUGCGAAGAAAACAGCUUGUCUUUGGGUUCAGGUUUUGAGAUCGUCCUCAACAAGUAACUUGGUUGACCAACUUGGUCUUUCCUGGAGUGUCUCCUUAGAAGAAAAGUUGUGUAUUCCCUGUGCACUGAGCAAGUGCCUUGGAAGACUUCAUGAUGCCGUAUUUUAGCAGGACUGAUCUUUUUUCUAAGUAGGCCUAAGCUUUAUUUAUCAGUGAAAUCUAAGGAGAAAAUGAGGUUAAUGAAGAGGUAUUAGUUUAAUACUCCCUCACCCCCACCCCACCAAAUUAAGUAGUUGGAUUCUUUGGAAACUCUGGAAUACUCUGGGUUGUUUUAUUUGUUUUCUGUCUUCCAAUGUGAAAGCUAUGAUACAGUUCCUGUUAAAUUUUAAAAUGGUUUCUUACUGAACUCAAAUAUCAAUUUUUUUGUAUAAUCUUACCUGCAUGACUUGUGAAUCUGGACCCAUCAUCUCCUUUUCCAGCCUUCCUGCAAACGUCUAAAAAUGUUAUUUGGUCAGCAUUUAUUUCGUAGGCUCACGGCCUUGGGAGGUUGUGGUGUGUCCUCUCAGCCUGGCGGGGAAGAGACGAGCUGUGCCAUCACAAGUGCUUCCACGGACUCAACAGUCUCUCCCAGUGUCCAUCUUAGUGGCCUCUUCUGCACCCUCCCUUCUUUCUCUUUGAGUGGAAUUAAACUCAAUUCCAAAACAGUGUUGACACACUCAAGAAGCUUCUAAUGGGUCUUUUUAUUCUUCUUCUGGGUUUAGCUUGCUUUUGUUAAAAAAAAAAGUGCAUGGCCGAGCUUCGUGUUGCAGACUAGCUGUCAGGAAGGUAACAAAGCACAAGUACUUUGGAGGGGAGUGCCUCGAACUGGGGCAGUGUUCUGUGACACAGGAUGGGAAACCACUUCCAGGCGCUGCCACCCCUCCCCCACUCCAGGUGGGAGGGAUGAGUUUUGCCCCCACAGAUUUUAACCCGCCAGUGUCCACUGGCUGUUUCUCUCCUGGGGGAUAGAUAUUUAGUCUAUGGGACACUGAGAAAACCACAGGCGUGUUUUACGGUGGUGACACAUUUGCCAGCACAUAACUGGGCAGCCAGCUAGCAUACUUUGUGGAAAGUUAGCAAGGUUUUCCAUCUUAGCCCCAUGUUGCAUUGUGGUGGCUGAUGAGUGUGUCAAUCUGCUUAGAGAAAGGACAGAAAUUCUCUUAAAAUCUCAUCUCUGCAGUUUGGGUGUUUGUAUGACUCUGCAUGUGUGUGUUUGUGUCUCUGUAUAGGCAGAGAUGUUUGUUCCAUAUUUUGGCUUUUAGACUAUCUUAUUUUAUCCCUGCGCCCACCUCAGUUGUCAUUUAGUAAUGUCAUUCCACCAUGGAGAAGACAUGAGCUCUCCAAUUGGCACUUCUGUCUUUUGUUCAUUACCUCAUUCUCCAGUGGACUCCAUCUGACCAGUUGAUUCAGAUCAGGCAAGAUCCCCACCCUUUGGCACAUGGUGAAAGGGGAAACAGCAAGUCUAAGUGAGUUUUAAAUUUUAAUCACCCUUUAUUUUUUACACUUGAGAGUGGUUGUAAUAAAAGCUGUCAUUAAUAAACUUGGUUCUACCUUUCA